UCUAAUCGACCAAUUUGAUCCGAAUAUUAAAGCCAUGCUUAAAUCUUAAUCCUUUUAUUUUCUUGUAAAGUUUAUUGACAACAAGUCUAUAUGUUGCUCCGCCGUACUACGCUCACUGCUCAACAAUUCUUCCUUGUUGUGUAUUGCAAGGCACUGGAGGGAAACUUUAAAUGACAACCUAGGAGCUCUCCUCUAUCAUGGGCAGCCAUGGACUUGAAACGUAUCAUGGUAGCCUUGCGCCACUGUGGUCGAAUUCAAUCGAUCAAACGAGGGAAAUCACUUCACUCUCAUGUAAUCAAACAUGGGUUCUCUCACAAUAUCUUCAUUGCCAACAAUUUGCUGUCGAUGUACAUAGACUUUACCUUAUUGGGCGACGCGCAGAAACUGUUCGAUGAAAUACCUGACAAAAAUAUUGUUACAUGGACCACUAUGGUCUAUGCUUAUGCAACUAACAAAAGACCUGACAAAGCUAUCAGUUUAUAUGAAUAUAUGUUAGAAUCUGAAUUAGAAGCUCCAAAUGGGUUUAUGUAUUCUGCGGUUUUAAAGGCAUGUGCUCUGGCGGGUGAUCUUGAACUGGGUAGAUUGAUACAUAAACGAAUUUCUAGAGACAAUUUAGAGAAUGACACAGUUUUGAUGAAUACCCUUUUGGACAUGUAUGUUAAAUGUGGACGUUUGGAAGAUGCAAGGGAAGUUUUUGAUAAGCUUUUGAAUGCGAAUUCAACCUCUUGGAAUACUAUCAUUUCAGGGUAUUGUAAAGAAGGCUUGAUAGAAGAAGCAAUCGGUUUGUUUCAUCAAAUGCCGGCAAGGAAUGCUGCUUCCUGGAAUAGUAUAAUUGCUGGUUUGGCGGACAGUGGAAGUUUGCAAGCACUCGAAUUUGUGUGUAUGAUGCAUAAACAAGGUUUAAACCUUGAUGAGUUCACAUUACCCUGUAGUCUUAAAGCAUGCAGUUCACUUGGCUUGUUAAAUAUAGGGAAACAGAUUCAUUGUCAUGUUAUUAAAUCAGGUCUUGAACGUAGUUGUUUCACUAUUUCAGCAUUGCUUGACAUGUAUUCAAAUUGCAAUGCAUUAAGUGAAGCAGUAAGGUUAUUUCAUCAAUACUUGAGUUAUGAUGCUUUGGCUUCCAAUAACUUGGCACCGUGGAAUUCUAUGCUUUCUGGGUAUGUUAUUAAUGAACAGAAUGAAGCAGCAGCGAGUCUCCUUUUACAAAUCCAUAGCUCUGGUCUGUAUAUUGAUUCUUACACUUUCAGUAGUGCUUUGAAGGUCUGCAUCAACUUUCUCAACUUGAGACUUGGGCUUCAAGUUCAUGGUUUGAUUGUCACUAGCGGAUAUCAGUUAGAUUAUGUUGUAGGAAGCAUUCUUAUAGAUCUCUAUGCAAAACUGGGAAAUGUAAAAAAUGCAUUGUUUCUGUUUCAUAGGCUUCCAAAGAAAGAUAUCAUAGCUUGGUCUAGUUUGAUCAUGGGGUGUGCCAAAGUGGGUUUGAACUUGUUAGCUUUUUCACUGUUCAGAGACAUGGUACGUUCAGAUUUUGGAGUAGACCAGUUUGUUAUUUCAAGUAUUCUAAAGGUUUGUUCAAGUUUAGCAUCUGUUGGAAGUGGCAAGCAGGUUCAUGCACUGUGUGUUAAGAGUGGAUUCAACACAGAGGAAGUUACGUUAACCUCACUAAUUGAUAUGUAUUUAAAGUGUGGUCAAAUUGAGGACGGUUUAGUGUUGUUUAGCUAUAUGCCAGAGAGAGACAUUGUGUCUUGGACUGGGAUCAUUGUAGGGUGUGGGCAGAAUGGAAGAGCGAAGGAAGCUAUUACAUUUUUUAAUCAGAUGCUACAAUCUGGAUUGAAGCCAAAUGAAGUCACCUUUCUAGGUGUUCUUUCUGCCUGUAGACAUGCUGGUUUGGUCAGAGAGGCAUGGACCAUAUUUGAGUCCAUGAAAGCUGAGUUUGGAGUGGAACCUCAUUUAGAGCAUUAUUAUUGCAUGGUUGAUCUUCUUGGUCAAGCUGGAUGCUUCCAGGAGGCAAGAAAGCUGAUUGCUGACAUGCCAUUUGAGCCUGACAAAACAAUUUGGAGCUCCAUGCUUAAGGCCUGUGGAACUCACAAGAAUAUUGAACUGGUUGGUGUUGUAGCUGAACAGCUAAUUGCGGCAUCACCAGAAGACCCUUUCAUAUAUGUGAUGCUUUCAAACAUUUAUGCUGAAUUGGAAAUGUGGGAUAGUUUAAGCAAAGUGAGGAAUGCUUGCAAGAAACUGGGCAGAAAAGAAGCAGGAAUGAGCUGGAUUGAGAUUACAAGUUAAGAAAUCAUUUGGUAUGUUUGGGUACUGUCAAAUGUUUGGAAUUAAGUCAUCUGGUAAAAAUUUACUAGCUAACCAGUCUUCUCUCUCUUUUCGUGGUUCCAUUUUUAUUUUUAUUUUUAUUUUUUUUAUGAUUCAUUCGUGUUUAUAGGGUGCUUUUUCAAUGGUGUCUCAGGUUGAUUAGUUUAUUAGUCCGGUUAAAGACUUACAUUUGCAAUCCAUUCAUCUGUACUAGCUUUCUUUAAGCCGUCAAUUUUUGCAAAUUUUUUCCUGUUUGUCUGAAGCAACAAAGAUCCUCUUAGCACAUAAGAUAGUGAUAGCAGUCA
This is a messenger RNA of Mangifera indica (mango), 2603 nucleotides long. Its product is annotated as pentatricopeptide repeat-containing protein At4g08210-like. Bases 208 to 2280 code for a protein of 690 amino acids. Gene Ontology annotation, molecular function: protein binding; RNA binding. The transcript has a single exon. Gene Ontology annotation, biological process: RNA modification. The record is from RefSeq and is a predicted model, not a curated record. Lineage: Eukaryota; Viridiplantae; Streptophyta; Magnoliopsida; Sapindales; Anacardiaceae.